Molecule: messenger RNA, 619 nt
Organism: Dictyostelium purpureum
Lineage: Eukaryota; Evosea; Eumycetozoa; Dictyosteliales; Dictyosteliaceae
Gene: arl8
Product: arl8, ARF-like GTPase
Exons: 4
Coding region: 1-558 (185 amino acids)
Biological process (GO): protein transport
Cellular component (GO): lysosomal membrane
Molecular function (GO): GTP binding; GTPase activity
Source: RefSeq, a predicted model, not a curated record
AUGAAAUUUUUCGAUUCAAUCUUAAACUUUUUUAAAAGUUUAUUUUGGAAACAAGAAAUGGAGCUAACUCUUGUAGGUUUACAAGGCAGUGGUAAAACUACUUUAGUUAAUGUUAUUUCGAGUGGCGCAUUUAUUGAAGAUACAAUUCCAACUAUUGGUUUUAAUAUGAAAAAGGUUACAAAGGGCAAUGUUACAAUUAAAUUAUGGGAUAUUGGUGGACAACCAAGAUUUAGAGGAAUGUGGGAAAGAUAUUGUAGAGGUGUUAAUGCUAUAGUCUAUGUUGUUGAUUCAGUUGAUAGAGAUAAAUUCGAACAAUCAAAACAAGCUUUACAAGAUUUAAUUAAUAAACCACCAUUAGCAAAGAUUCCACUUUUGGUUGUUGCAAAUAAAAAUGAUCUUCCACAAUCCGUUGGUGUUGAAGAGAUGAUUGAAAUUUUAGAUUUAAAGAAUAUUGUUGGAAGAGAAGUUUGUUGUUAUUCAAUUUCAGCUAAAAAUAGUGUUAAUAUUGAUAUUACAUUAGAUUGGUUGAUCAAGCAUAGCUCAACUGUUAAAAAUUAGAAUUCGAUACAUAUUUAUAUUAUAAAAAAAAACUAAAAAAAAAUUAAAUAAAAAAAAAAUU